Messenger RNA from Sturnus vulgaris (Common starling), 998 nucleotides. The record is from RefSeq and is a predicted model, not a curated record. NCBI's taxonomy places the organism in Eukaryota, Metazoa, Chordata, Aves, Passeriformes, Sturnidae.
UUUUCUUUGGCUAAUAUCUGUCUGUUAGAAUGCAUCUACACUAAGCACUUGUGCCUGGAUGGGAGGCAGAUACACCUGGAAAUUUAUGACCCUUGCUCACAGCAGGGGAAGCUGUCCCUUGCCGAGGAGCUGCGCUGGGCUGAUGGAUUUAUCAUCGUCUACGACAUCAGCGACAGAGCCUCCUUUGCCUUUGCCAAGGCCCUGCUCUACAGCCUCAGAGAGGCUCACACAGCAGCCUGCAAAAAAAUGGUCGAGCCAUCGAUAUUUUUGGUUGGCAAUAAACAGGAUUUAUGCCACAUGAGGGAGGUUGGCUGGGAUGAAGGACAGAAGCUGGCCAUGGAUAACAAGUGCCAAUUCUGUGAACUGUCUGCAGCAGAGCACUAUCAGGAAGUUGUGGCAAUGUUCACCAAAGUCCUCAGGAAUAUCACUUCCAAUUCCAAAGUGAAGGAGAAGAGAAGACCCAGUGGUUCCAAGUCCAUGGCCAAAUUAAUCAACAACGUGUUUGGGAAGAGAAGGAAAUCUGUGUAAGAGAUGUUAGGCCUGAGGUUGGAACAAGCUGAAAUAAAGGAGCAGAGGCAGCUCUUGGGAUUCACAGAAUUUCCUCCAAAGGUCAAUACCUGGAGGAGUAAGACAGUAGAAACCAAAGGUGGGAGACAGCAUGGUCCAGACUUAGGAGACCUGACUUCUAUUUCAGGCUCUGCUACAGAUUUCCUGUUUAGGGCUGUGCCACUUAAAGUGUAAACUGCUCCAGAUUAAAAACCAGGAGAGGUUUAGUCUGGGUUUAUUCAACACCAACAUGGUCUUGGGUAGAGCUUCUAGGUGCAACUGAAGUAUAAACAGUUAUUUCACAGAUUCAUUUCUAUUGGAAAAGACCCUUAAGAUCAUCAAAUCCAGCCAUUAACCAAACACUUCCAAGUCUACCACUAAACCAUGUCCCUAAGUGCCACAUAAUAUCCAGUAAACUCAGCCUUGCUGAUCAAAAUCUUACUUCAGAAUUG